AGAACUGGUCAUAACAUUGGUAUUGGUAAUUUUGAUAAUUAAUUUGGUAAUUCUAAUUCUUAUUGAACUGCUAAAAAUAUUUUGUGCAACUAUCCACGAAUGUAAAGAACGUAUUCACUAUUUAUAUGCAACGGUCAGCUUCAUUCUUAUUAUCAGAAGGUUAUAAAAUUCAUUUAAAAAGUCUAAAGGAGGCAUAACAGAUUUAUUUCUAAAAGAGGUACCAACUGAAAAAGGUUUAACCAGCAAACGAGCUGCAUGGUUAUAAUGCCUCCCUUACAGCACUUAAAAGUAAUUGCGUUAAAAUGACAAGAGAAUCCGAAACCAUAUCAGUAAUGAUUAAGGGAGCUGAGCUGGAUGUCCCUCGCAAGCAUAGAUGACAAUAGAGAUACUACCUCAACAUGGAAAAACCUCUGUUUCUGGCCAGAGGUUUUACUAUCUUUCGCAAACGGGUUAAAACGUUGUGCUAGUUUUAAGCUUCAACAGUGAACUUUCUGCCAAUUAUAUGAUGGAAGACCUAACGUUGUUUAUGUCCACUAAAGUGAAAACAAUAACGGAGUUAACCAUUGUGUCGGAGCUGCAUUGGCAUUUCGUAAAAGGGUGAACUGACGUUGAAUACCUUAGAAACACCUGCUUCUUGAUCUUAGGUACCGCUUUUAGCUGCAUCAUUGGCAAUCCAUCAAGAUCCAAUGCCAAUGCCUUCUAAAAGAGGAGCAUAAAAACCCUAUCAUACCUCCCAACCCAUGACCAUCAUGAGGCCCUAAGCGCCUUUAUUUAGUGCAGAAUAAAAUAUUUUCCACCGUUAAGUGCACGCCAUAAUCCUGCCAGCAAAUUUCUUCCUUGGAGAAGUCAUUAAACAUACAACUCCAAAACUUCUCGGGCCCUACCUGGCUCAGGCUAAGCCUCAGGCUCAGGCUCAUGAAGUGUAGUAGGCUCCAAGGGCAUGACCCUACAACAUGUGUAAAACUAAUACUGGACUAUCCACAUCACAAAUCAAGACAAACAAUUUGCCAUGAUGUUAAAUGUAUGAUGUAUCGAUCAAAGGACUCUUCCUUAAGGCCAUAACCUCAGUUGCUUCCACAGUAAGGUGAGCAAUCAGCGGAUCCUUGUUGUUUGUAGUGCUAAUAAUACACAUAAUGCUCCCGCAAGUUAAGGGAUAAGGUUCUGCCUUUUUUCGCCAAACGUUUUAAGAUGGGUGAUUAAUAGCAACUGUAACAGCAUCAUCCAAUGUAGCAAGAAGCCAACUCACUCUGCAGGCUUAAGUCAACUGCAAUGACUUCCAGUUCCUUCCUCAUAGGGUCCCAUCUUAUGUUAAGCAUGCUUAGACAAUCAUCAUCAUUCCAAAAAAAUGCUAAAUAAGUUUCCAAUGUUGUCUUUAUACUAACCAUAGUGUAUAGAUCCUCUUCGUGGCUCUACUGAUCAAACACAGACAUUUUUCUUAUUAGGAACUAGAAAGAUUGCUGUUUAUUAGGCACAAAACAAACAUGAGGUCGAGUAUUAUCUGGUUGGUUCUCAGCUUAUAUUUUGCACUUCCUGUGGACAGCCUACACAACCAUAAUACUGAUUCUUUGGAUGCUUUUCUUCAGGAUUCUGCUUUCAAGUCUCUGGUCCAGCACCGGCCGCAGACUGGUGCUCUAUACCGAGCUUUCCUCCCUGCCAAUCUGUCAGGCAUGGAGGCUUCAAUUGUUCGUCUCAGAAGCCGGAGAUUGUGGAAUGUUGGUGCGAAUUUUAGCAACUUUCAGAUUCCAUCAAGAACCAGGACAAUGCCUCAUGUGAAGAGGCUGGCUAUAGUUUACCAGGACUUGGGCAACUGGUCAGAUCAUUACUACAGUGUUCCAGGCUACUCAAUGGUCACCUCUGUUGUAGGUUUCAUGAUUUUUAAUGCAUCAAAUGCAAGAGCUAGGAGACUUAAGAGGAUUAGUCUCGAUACAAGGGGGAGGAGUAUAGUCAUUCAUUUCCCUGAUUUGACAUUUCCUGAGAGCAUGAACUCAGGAGCCAAAUGUGUAGCGUUUAGUGAACAUGGGACAUUUCACCUCAGUGAAAUGAAUCAAUUUAAUGUAUGCUACUCUCAAGAUCAGGGUCACUUCUCCAUUGUUGUGCCAAUGGAGAGGAAAGGACAGGGCAAUACGAAGCAGAGACUAUUUUAUUUGUGGAUUAUAGGUUUUAUGCUUGGACUAGGAGGACUUGCUUUGGUGGGAUAUUUUGGCUUGGUAUCCAAGAAACUUUUGAAGACCCAGAAGAUUCAAGUAAUGGAAAGACAAUCUGAUGAGGAUUUGGUUCUUGAAACCGUAUGGGUUGGUAGGAGUAAAAUGCCAGCUGCAACAGUAACAAGAACUCAGCCCACUAUUGAGAAUGGAGGUUUUACAUAGCUUUCUUAUACUCUUUCUUUGCGUUCUUCCUUCCUGAUCAUCCCUCUGGAUUCUAAUCUCCUUCUCCUUUCUUUCCUCCUCUUCUCCUCUGUCUUUUCGGGUUAAAUGCAAGGUUUGAUAAAAUCUGUUCUGCAGGCUAAGAUGUUCAUUUGCCCUGAACGGGCGUCUGGAUUUCAGUUUUUGUGGACUGCUGAGUGAAGCUACCACUGGGUUUCAAUUAGACUUGGAUUGUACCAUCUGAAUGGUACUCUGCAUUAGUUUAAUUAGAAGAUUAAUUUUAAUAAACUAUUAUGAAUGCAAUUCACAUUUUGUUGAAGGAUAAUCCAUCCAUGGGAUCAAAUAUUUAGAAUUCCAUAUGAACUCUUGAGAUUACAAACAUGUGGGUGUGAAUUUGCGUGGAGCCUCUAAACACUCGCGUCAUAAGUUGCUUUGCAGGUUUGGUUCAGUAGCUCAAGGAAAAAAUACAAAUGGAGAAAGGAUGCAAGGAAUAUGAGAGAGACCCAACUUGGAAUUCUUGGGCAAGUUCUUGGCAAAAUUCAAGAAACAGGAUGCAUCAUUUAAAGAUAUUGAAGUAAUUUUGCUCAACUGAUACCUAAUGAUCUGUGAUGAAUGAAAACAUAAAUAACGCCCAAUUCAAGCGUGGCCCUGCGGCACCAUGAUCCUUCCAUUUUGUAAUUUGCAUGGUUAUUGCUUUUGAAUGAUAUGCAGAAUUCAAUACCACAAAUAAGCAUCCCCUUUUCAUCACUGCAGUUUCUUAUCAGCGGAUCGACAAACAAGAAAGAAUUAGGAAAAAAGCAUGAAGAUAUGAAUUUAAAGUUCUAUACUAGUAGAUUUGCUAAUUGCUAGUAAGGCUCCCAGUUACUUUUGUCCCCUGAUAACCAAAGCAGAACCAGCCAUAUUAUAGCCAUCCCAUUAA
Messenger RNA from Manihot esculenta (cassava), 3282 nucleotides. RefSeq lists its product as uncharacterized. Gene Ontology annotation, cellular component: membrane. Bases 1482 to 2366 code for a protein of 294 amino acids. The record is from RefSeq and is a predicted model, not a curated record. Lineage: Eukaryota; Viridiplantae; Streptophyta; Magnoliopsida; Malpighiales; Euphorbiaceae. The transcript has a single exon.